Messenger RNA from Penicilliopsis zonata CBS 506.65, 2661 nucleotides. RefSeq lists its product as hypothetical. Bases 1 to 2661 code for a protein of 886 amino acids. The transcript is spliced from 5 exons. Lineage: Eukaryota; Fungi; Ascomycota; Eurotiomycetes; Eurotiales; Aspergillaceae. Gene Ontology annotation, cellular component: transcription factor TFIID complex; nucleus. Gene Ontology annotation, biological process: RNA polymerase II preinitiation complex assembly; transcription initiation at RNA polymerase II promoter. Gene Ontology annotation, molecular function: protein heterodimerization activity; acyltransferase activity, transferring groups other than amino-acyl groups; transcription coactivator activity. The record is from RefSeq and is a predicted model, not a curated record.
AUGUCCUCACCACCACCGCCGCCCUCUCUCCAAACACCCUCCAACCCACUGAAACGACUCUCAGUCUCCUCCGCCUCGCAGGGAAUGGGCUCCGCGAAACGACCCCGGAUGCACCCUCUCCGACAGACCUCCUUCCCUAACACGAUUGACAGCGAGAGCCGACUGUUCAGCACAGCCAGCGACGCGGGGAGCGUGACGGGUAGUUUUACAGGGAGCCUAGGCGGGACGAGCGCGGAUGGAGUGUUUUCAGGCGCGGCGGCCCGGUUGGGCGGGAAGAAGCGCGGGCGCAAAUCCAAGGCCGAGAAGGAGCGAGAACGCGAGGACGCCAUGAGUGCCAGGGGAGGACUGGAGGCGAGGAUGGGAUCCGUUGAUGGGGAUGGGGGAUCGGUUCGGGGAGCCGGGGGCGCGGCCUCGACUGUCGGGGCGGGUGGGCAUGGGCACGCCGAGGAUGGGGACGAUGAUGACGAUUUCGAUGAUGAGGGGGAGUUGCUGGGCGGGGAGGAGGGGACGACGGAUACGGAGGCGGAUAAGAAGAAUCUUGCCGUCCUUGUUGAUGCGUUCAACCCCAUCCAGUCGGAACGAUAUGAUUUGUUUAAACGGGCGAAGCUCCGCAAGGAAACCUUGCGCCGGAUCGUCAAUCAUGCCUUGUCCCAGUCUGUGCCUGCGAGUGUGGUCACCACCAUCAACGGCUUCACCAAGGUCUAUGCGGGCGAGAUCAUCGAAAAGGCACGUACCGUCCAGGCUGAGUGGGCGCUGGCGCACGACCAGGCUGCCCACGCCGCAUUCCAGGCUGAAGUAGCUGCCGCAGAAGCAGCAGCAGCUUUAAAGUCCACCCCAGACAAUACGAUUAUCAAAAGCGAAUUCAACGAGAGUGGCAGGGCAACCCCGUCUUCCAACUCUGUGCCCCCGCGGAUAUCACCGCUCCCUACCGGCUCUACAACACCGUAUACCCACAGUGUAUACGCCAACGGAUAUAAUACUACUGCCAGCCCGGCUCCUCCUCCUCCUGGCCUAACGCCGAACGGUUCCUCGACCCGGGAGUUCAAGCCCCCGCCGAACCCGCACCGCGGACAACUCCUCCCGUCACACCUGCGCGAGGCCCUGCGCCGAUAUAAACGCGACUGCGAGGGCGGCGGCGUAGGAUUCUCAGGCUUGAGCAUGGAUAACCUGGGUGUCAAGGGGUCGUUGACCUGGAGUUCGGGCAGCUGGAACCUGUUCGUCAAGACAGAUCAAAUACCGAUGCGACGACUCUCCAAUCCCUCUUCUCUGUACACCCGAGUCGUCAGUACUCUGCCGUGGAGUGGUGAAAAGGCCAGUGUAAAGGGAGACCCGAGGAAGAGCGUCAAAUGGAUCGACGGUCUGAGAGGCGUUGCGUCCUUCCUGGUAGUCCUUACCCAUCUAGCCAGAGGCUGGGACUACGACCUUUUCUCGCCGCGGGACGGGCCUGACAUUCCCCCACGAAUCCUGCAAUUGCCUGUCCUGCGUAUCCCCUGGCAGGGCCGUGUGGGAGUCACCAUCUUCGCCUUUUUAACGGGGUAUGUGUGUGCGUUGAAGCCUCUCAAGCAGUCCCACACAGGCGACACCAACGCCGCCUUCACCACCGUCGCAAAGAGCGCCUUUCGCCGUCCGCCGCGCCUCAUUUUACCGGCCACAAUCGCCCUCGUCAUCUCCUGGGCGGCGGCUCAGUGCGGGGCCUACACGGCAGCCCUUCGAUCAGACUGUUGGUGGUGUCGGUAUGCGGCGCCGAAGGUCAAGGAAACUUGGUGGUUGGAGGUAUAUUCGCUGGGGAUGAACUUCCUUAGCACGUGGACAACAGGCUACAUGGCCUACGACGACCACCAGUGGGCGCUCCUGCCCCUGCUUAAGGGCUCCAUGCUGGUCUAUCUUGUUCUGGUGGCGACGAUGUUUGUGAGAUUCCGCUGGCGGAUGCUAGUAUAUGUGGGCAUGGUGCUCUAUUUCCACCAGGACAGCGCAGCCAACGUGGAGACCAUUCAGAUGCAGUGCAUGUACGGGAUGCUGCUCUGCGAUCUCUCGUACAACGCCUCGUUCAAGGAGUUCGUCCACAACCACACCUGGGGGAGGAGACUCAUCUCGAUACCGCUGGCUAUACUCGGUCUUCUCAUUGCCUCUUAUCCCGGUGAACACCCGGAGUGGUCGGAAUGGUCGAACGAGAUGUGGAGGCGCUCAUCUUACCUGUUUCCCCCGAAUGUGAACGUGGGCAAACGCUACACAGCCAUUGGGAUCGACAUGGUCAUCUGUGCCAUCUACCUGUCACCCUCCGCUAAGGAUAUUCUCUCGAACCGGCUAUUCCUGUGGUUUGGCAAGCAAAGCUUCGCUGUGUAUCUCGUCCACGGCACGCUGCUGCGGACUGUGCUCGUCUGGAUGCUCUACGGCAUCACAGGCCAGCCCUGGGAAGAAGUCACAGACGCCGAGGGUACUAUAGUUCCACCCCCGUAUAUCCCUAUCCGUCCCGCGUGGGUGGUCUUUACCUGUAUCCCCGUCUGGAUCGUGAUCGUCUACAUCUGUGCCACGCUCUGGACGGGAUACGUGGACCCUUUCUGCGCAAGCCUAACACAGAAACUAGAGAACCUCGUGUUUGAAGAAGACCUAAAGAGCCAGCCACCGCUACCUCUUGUAUCGGUUCCCAUGCCUACUACUUAG